This is a messenger RNA of Wasmannia auropunctata (little fire ant), 2036 nucleotides long. It is a transcript of the gene rtet, whose product is annotated as major facilitator superfamily domain-containing protein 10. Gene Ontology annotation, molecular function: transmembrane transporter activity. Gene Ontology annotation, cellular component: brush border membrane. The record is from RefSeq and is a predicted model, not a curated record. NCBI's taxonomy places the organism in Eukaryota, Metazoa, Arthropoda, Insecta, Hymenoptera, Formicidae. Bases 592 to 1911 code for a protein of 439 amino acids. Gene Ontology annotation, biological process: transmembrane transport. The transcript is spliced from 7 exons.
AUACCGGUCGGAUAAUUUGAUCAAUUAUCCAUCGACGAUCGUCCGUCGAACAUUUAUAUUUUAUCCAUCGCUGAUUCGAACAAUUCCUUCAAUUCGGUACUUUCAUUGACAGCACAUAUGGGUAUAUAUGUAUGUAUGUAUGUAUGUACAAAGUUUAUAUACUAAUGCGGACCACGUUACGCGAAGCAUGUGAAAAGAUGUAGGAUGUCGAAUGGUAGAUUAGAGCCUUUCACUUUUGGGUAACACGAGCCUCCUCCUCGUGCCAAGACGAUGACAAGACUGGAAAGCCCUUCUUCAUUGUGUCUUACGAUUUCACGGCGGAGCUGAGAAAUAUAUAUUUAAAUAAGUGUACAUUAUGUAAUUCGACAAGAGAUAAUCAAAUUCGCAUGGACACUGGUUGCUUUGGAAAUUACAGGGAGUAUGUACAAUCUGCUUCCUGCUAUCGGGAGAUCCUCAAUGAUUUGCAUAACAGUCGUCAACUGAGUGGGAAGAUAUGAACAUUCUAUAAAGGCAGUAGAGAAAAUAUAAAAUUAAACAAAAUUUGUAUACGAAUUUGAACAGUAUAAUAUUGUAUAGCAAAAACAAGAAAACAUGAAUGAAAGUAAGAAUAAUACAGUACAAGUGGUGUUUAUAUCCUUGCUGCUGGAUCUCCUAGCGUUUACCAUGAUACUGCCGUUACUGCCAGCUCUCCUGGACCAUUACAAAGAGAUAGAAAAGGGGCACGGAUUGUACUCCGCUAUUUUGAACCAUGUCAAAAGCAUACAAAUAUUCUUUGACGCACCAGACAAAGUCAGCACAGUUCUUUUUGGAGGUUUCCUAGGCUCCAUGUAUUCCUUCUUACAAUUCCUAGGAUCACCAAUCAUAGGAGCAUUAUCAGAUAUUUAUGGACGAAAGCCUUUGAUGUUGCUUUGCUUGACAGGCAUUUCGCUCUCUUAUCUCUUAUGGGCUUUGUCCACAAAUUUCGGUAUAUUUGUAUUGGCCAGAUUCGCAGGAGGGAUAAGUAAAGGAAACAUCAGUCUAUCGAUGGCUAUUAUCAGCGAUGUUACAGCUCCAAAAACGAGAGGAAAGGCAAUGGCACUUGUCGGAAUAGCCUUCUCCAUCGGUUUUGUCGUGGGACCAAUGAUAGGGGCAUUUUUUGCAUGGAUUUCCAGUGGUAAUAGAGAAGGCACGUGGUAUGUGACACCAGCGCUAUUUGCGCUCUUCCUUGCCCUGAGUGACUUACUUUUUGUUGCUUGCUAUCUGAAGGAAAGUCUAUCGUUGAAACAUAGAGCGACCACUUUGGCAAAAGGAUUAUCCGGGGCAAUUUCCUACAUUAAUCCUGUUGAUCUCUUUCAAUUUAACGGAGUGUUGAACUUGAGUCGGCAAGAUCAAGAAGACUUGAAGAUAUUAGGUCGAACGUAUUUUAUAUACCUUUUUAUAUACAGCGGCUUGGAGUUUACUCUAACAUUUUUGACGCAUCAUACGUUCGGAUUUACGAGUAUGCAACAGGGUUGGAUGUUUCUCGGGAUUGGACUGGUCAUGGCAAUUUUACAGGGCGGUUGGGUGCGACGUGUACCUCCAAAUAAAACGAAAACCAUCAGCGAGCUGGGUUUAUGGCUAAUAAUUCCCGCAUUUGUAUUUAUCGGUGUCGCUACCAAUGUGCAGGUGUUGUCUAUCGGGAUUUUUCUUUUUGCAGUUUCCACUGCGAUGGUUGUGACUUGUAUGAUGACUCUGGUGACGCGUAUUGGACCUGAACAUCAGAAGGGUGCGAUCACCGGCAUAUUUCGUUCCCUGGGUGCAUUAGCUCGCGCUUGCGGGCCUAUCGUCGCUUCUGCAGCGUUUUGGUGCAUCGGGAGUGCCACAACUUAUCUAACUGGGGCUCUGCUACUCACGCUACCGCCGCUGAUUUUGCACAGCAUGCGUACUUUAUAAUAUUUGUCAUAAGCCUCUCAAAUGUUAUGCCGUCUACUUUUUUUCAUCUUGUAAAGAUAUACUCUAGAAACAGUAUUUUUAUAUCUUUUUUUACAUUACAGUUUUAUACAGAUUUAAAAAAAAAA